This is a messenger RNA of Trematomus bernacchii (emerald rockcod), 2507 nucleotides long. It is a transcript of the gene cyp27c1, whose product is annotated as cytochrome P450 27C1. The record is from RefSeq and is a predicted model, not a curated record. Gene Ontology annotation, biological process: cortisol metabolic process; C21-steroid hormone biosynthetic process; cellular response to peptide hormone stimulus. NCBI's taxonomy places the organism in Eukaryota, Metazoa, Chordata, Actinopteri, Perciformes, Nototheniidae. Gene Ontology annotation, cellular component: mitochondrial inner membrane. Bases 185 to 1810 code for a protein of 541 amino acids. Gene Ontology annotation, molecular function: heme binding; oxidoreductase activity, acting on paired donors, with incorporation or reduction of molecular oxygen; iron ion binding. The transcript is spliced from 9 exons.
CUCCUGCUGAGUGUACGUUAUACAAGCAACUCAUCCCAUGUUAUAUCACAUUUCCUCACUGUGGGGACGGUGUCUUAAUGUGCCAGGAGCAUCUGCAGAUAUAAAUUCGGCAGUUUAAAUACUUUGCAAAAAGACUCAAUCAUACAUCUUUUUUUUGUGCUCACGGAACAAAAGUAUCCAAAUAAUGGCAAUGCUGAAUCAUUUAACGACAGCAUGCUGGAAGAAAGUUCAGAACGACCGGCUAAAGAAGCAGCUGUUCUUCAUUUGCCGCGCCUUGCAUAAGUCUGCAGCCAGCGAUGCUUUUGAGAUCUCCGCGGCUGGGGAAGGAGCCAUGCCGGAAAGUGUUAUCUCAUCGGCGGCUGUCGGCGAGAAGCCCAGAAUCCUGAGCCUGGGGGAGAUGCCUGGACCCAGCACCCUCUCCAACCUGGUAGAGUUCUUCUGGAGAGACGGGUUCAGCAGAAUUCACGAAAUACAGAUGGAGCACAGUAAGAAGUUUGGAAAAAUAUUUAAGUCCCGUUUUGGGCCGCAACUGGUGGUCUCAGUGGCGCACCGUGACCUGGUGGCUGAAGUGCUGAGGGCCGAGGGCGUGGCCCCUCAGAGAGCGAAUAUGGAGUCCUGGAAGGAGUACAGAGACAUGAGAGGCCGUUCCACUGGCCUCAUUUCAGCGGAGGGAGAAGACUGGCUGAAGAUGCGGAGCGUGCUCAGGCAGCUCGUCAUGCGGCCCCGUGACGUAGCAUUGUUCUCUGACGAUGUGAACGAAGUGGUCGAUGACCUUAUCAAUAGAGUUCGUAUUUUGCGCACCCAGGAGUCUGACGGAGCAACUGUCCUUAAUGUCAAUGACCUGUUCUUCAAAUAUGCCAUGGAAGGUGUGGCAGUCAUAUUGUACGAGUCCCGACUGGGCUGUUUGGAAAAUGAAAUUCCCCAGGAAACCCAAGACUACAUCGGAGCGCUGCAACUCAUGUUCAGCUCCUUCAAGACGACCAUGUAUGCAGGGGCGAUCCCCAAGUGGCUGCGACCUGUCUUCCCCAAACCCUGGGACGAGUUCUGUUGCUCCUGGGAUGGCCUCUUCAAAUUCAGUCAGAUUCACGUCGAUAAGAGACUUUCGGAGAUUAAGGCCAAAGUGGAGCGGGGAGAGGAGGUGAAGGGGGGGAUGCUCACACACAUGCUCGUUACCAGGGAAAUGAACUUGGAGGAGAUCUACGCCAAUUUAACGGAAAUGCUGCUGGCUGGGGUCGACACGACAUCCUUCACCCUUUCAUGGGCCAGCUACCUUUUAGCGCGGCACCCACAUAUACAGCAGCAAAUCUACACCGAAGUGACCAAAACUCUUGGACCGGGAGCAGUGGCCACAGCAGACGAUGUCUCUCGCCUGCCUCUUAUCAGAGGGCUGGUCAAAGAGACACUCAGGCUUUUUCCAGUUCUCCCUGGCAACGGAAGGAUUACCCAGGAUGACUUGGUGGUGGGCGGAUACUUCAUCCCCAAAGGGACUCAGCUGGCCCUUUGUCACUACUCCACGUCUUUCGAUGAAGAGAACUUCCACGAUUCUCUAAACUUCCAGCCGUCUCGCUGGAUACGGAAAGAUUCCACAGAUCGAGUGGACAACUUUGGCUCAAUUCCCUUUGGCUACGGCAUCAGGAGCUGCAUCGGCAAGAGAAUAGCUGAGUUAGAGAUGCAUCUGGCUCUCACAAGGCUCAUUCAAAAGUUCCACAUCUGCGUUUCUCCUCUCACUUCUGAAGUCAAGUCCAAAACCCAUGGCCUGCUCUGCCCUGCCGACCCCAUCAACCUGCAGUUCAUUGACAGAGAAAACUAGUCUCACACUCCACGUGGUAUACUGUACUGUGUUUGAAAUGUUACCAUUCAUUUAACUUUUAUAUCUUUCUCUAGUCACAGAUUUUAGAUACCGAGCGAAGACUGUUUUACUUACUUCAAAAUAGUGUGCGGGGGGGGAGGAAAUGAUUACAAUCUAUAUACUCACACUUCCUUUCCUGCCUAUUUUAAAUCACUAUAUCAAACACAUUAGGUACAUAAAAACAGUUUUUAUAUUUUCAAUUUUAAAAUUAUAAUCAUAGGAAUGUUUUUAUUUUUAAAUGAAAAGGAACUUUUCCUGUGAUUCAGAACAAAUUAGUUUCUGUUACCAACCAAAUAAAGCAAAAGUGGAUUCUUUACUCAGCUAAUUAAAUACAUUGUGUAUCUUCUAUUUGUAUUUCUUCACACUAUGUACUGGUUCAAAACAUCUGUAGACUACACUGUUUAUGAUUUUUCAGUAAAUACAAUCAUUUAGCCAGAAUAUCUGUUACAUCAUGAUUUUAUUAGGAUAAUGUAUAUAACAGUUUGUGCAAGAGGAGACAAUUUGUAAGACUGUGCAGUUGUAAAGGAUCACUGUGGUUUGUAUAGAGGAAAAAUAAUAUUUUAAUAACUUUUUAUUUAUCUGCUCUUUUUUCUUUCUCUACCAUUUUUUACUUUAGCUCCAAUAAAACGUUGGAAAACAAUACAAAUCUAAAUAUUAU